This is a messenger RNA of Chelonoidis abingdonii (Abingdon island giant tortoise), 1071 nucleotides long. RefSeq names its product ficolin-2-like. Gene Ontology annotation, biological process: complement activation, lectin pathway. Gene Ontology annotation, molecular function: signaling receptor binding; carbohydrate derivative binding; antigen binding. The record is from RefSeq and is a predicted model, not a curated record. NCBI's taxonomy places the organism in Eukaryota, Metazoa, Chordata, Testudines, Testudinidae.
AUGGAUGAGAUGCUAAUUAGGGAAGAGGCUAAGUGGAGCUUGCUGUUGCAGAGCCCAGCACCAGCCAUGGGAAGAGCCACACAGCAAACCCUCACUGCUUUACUCUGCAUAGCAGCAGCAGUUUGCAUGGAUGAGGACAGCUGUCCAGAGGUUAAGAUUGUGGGUCUCAGUGGUUCUGACAAACUCGCUGUUCUCCAAGGAUGUCCUGGGAUGGUUGGAGCUGCAGGUGCCAAAGGAGAACCUGGAACUGCAGGAAUGAAAGGUGACAGAGGUGCUGAGGGGAUCCGUGGAAAGACAGGACCAGUUGGGAAGAAAGGAGAGAAAGGUGAUGUCGGCCUCCCUGGAUCACAAGGAAUCAAAGGAGAACCUGGAGCAUCAGCAAAAAUAGAAUUGAAGGCUCUGGAAGAUGCAGCUUGUAAAGAAGGACUGAGGAACUGCAAGGAACUGUUAGCCAAAGGGAAUGUUCUGAGCGGCUGGUACACCAUCUAUCCCAAAGGCUGCACUGCCAUGCGUGUGCUGUGUGACAUGGACACAGAUGGUGGAGGCUGGAUUGUCUUUCAGAGACGGGCAGAUGGUUCCGUUGACUUUUUCCGUAACUGGGAUGAGUACAAGAGGGGUUUUGGAAGCUUGCUGACAGAAUUCUGGCUGGGGAACGACAAUAUUCACCUAUUAACAUCUCUCGGAGCUAAUGAACUGCGCAUUGACCUCCGAGAUUUUGAAAAUAACCAUGUGUUUGCCAAGUACAAGUCAUUCAGAAUUUUAGACGAAAGUGAGAAAUACAAGUUGAUUCUAGGAGACUUUAUUAACAGCACUGCAGGUGAUUCAUUAGCAGUUCACAGGAACAAGUUCUUUACAACAAAAGACCUUGAUAAUGAUCCCGCUUCCAUUAAUUGUGCUACACUUUACAAGGUGGCCUGGUGGUACAGUAAGUGCCAUGACUCAAACCUCAAUGGGAGGUAUUGGCUGGGAGCCCAUAAUAGCACCGGAGAUGGUAUAAACUGGCACGCCAGCAGAGGCAACAAAUAUUCCUUCAAACUCUCAGAAAUGAAAUUUCGGCCUGUUUAUCAAUGA